Messenger RNA from Micropterus dolomieu (smallmouth bass), 6188 nucleotides. RefSeq names its product zinc finger MIZ domain-containing protein 1-like. Bases 275 to 3532 code for a protein of 1085 amino acids. Gene Ontology annotation, biological process: protein sumoylation; regulation of transcription by RNA polymerase II. The record is from RefSeq and is a predicted model, not a curated record. The transcript is spliced from 24 exons. NCBI's taxonomy places the organism in Eukaryota, Metazoa, Chordata, Actinopteri, Centrarchiformes, Centrarchidae. Gene Ontology annotation, molecular function: SUMO ligase activity; zinc ion binding.
CUCUCAGAGUCUAUUCAGUUACUCACCCACUGACGUUGAGCCCGUUCUCAGUGGCCGUGAGGGGGGAAGAUAUUUAAAAACAAGAGCCGAAAAUUACCGAGGACUUUCUCCGCUUAAUAACCCGGGGCUGAAAACGUGAGGCGCUGAAGUGUUUCUCCUCCUGGUGUGUGAAUGGGUGGGGGGGCCCUUCGUGGUGAAGAAUCAAGGAUUGAAGUCAACACUGUGCGCUCCAGUUUAAUGGCUGGCAGGUAGAGGCCGAAGAGGGACAAUCAACAUGAACUCGAUUCCGUCGAUGGACAGACACAUACAGCAGACCAAUGAUCGUCUGCAGUGUAUCAAACAGCACUUACAAAAUCCAGCAAAUUUCCAAACAGCAGCGACUGAGUUGCUGGACUGGUGUGGUGACCCAAGAGCCUUCCAGCGCCCCUUUGAGCAAAGCCUGAUGGGAUGCCUAACGGUGGUCAGCCGCGUAGCAGCACAGCAGGGCUACGACUUGGACCUGGGCUACCGCCUCCUGGCUGUGUGCGCUGCCAACAGGGACAAGUUCACUCCAAAAUCAGCAGCUCUCCUGUCCUCAUGGUGUGAGGAGCUGGGACGCCUCCUCCUCCUCCGUCACCAGAAGAACAGGCAGAACGAGCCUCCAGGAAAAGUGCCCAUGCAGCCCCCCUUGAGCAACAUGAACAACAUGAAGCCCAGCCUCUCACACGGAGAUGGGUCUUUUCCCUACGACUCAGUUCCCUGGCAACAGAACACCAAUCAGCCUCCAGGUUCGUUGUCUGUGGUGACUACCGUCUGGGGCGUGACCAACACGUCGCAGAGCCAGGUGUUGGGGAAUCACAUGGCCAACAACAAUAAUCCCAUGAACCCUGGGGGCAACCCUAUGGGCUCGGGUAUGUCUGGUAACAAUCCAGGGAUGAACUCUCCUCAGUUCCCAGGCCCUCAGCAGCAAUUCCCCAACAAAGGCAACUCCAACCAGGGCUACAUGCAGCAGGGCAUGUAUGGACGGCCCAACUACCCCGGAGGAGGAGGCUUUGGUGGCAAUUACCCUGGAGGGCCUAAUGCUGGACCUGGAGGAAUGGGCAUCCCUCCACACUCCCGUCCUCCUUCAGACUUUACCCAGCCUGCCGCUGCUGCUGCUGCCGCCGCUGUUGCUGCUGCUGCAGCCACAGCAACCGCCACUGCCACAGCAACCGUAGCUGCCCUGCAGGAAACCCAGAACAAGGACAUGAACCAAUACGGACCGGUAGGACAGGGCAAACGACUGACAGCACCUAUGAGUUCCUCUUUCCAGAUGGGACCAAACCAGGCGUACAACAGCCAGUUCAUGAACCAGUCAGGACCCCGCGGCCCAACGUCUCUCCCUGGUAACAUGGGCAGCGGCAUGAAUGCAUCAAACAUGAGCGGGCCCCCCAUGGGAAUGAACCAGCCCAGGGGCCAAGGCAUGGGGCCUUUCGGGGGCCAUGGCCAAAGGAUGCCACAGCAAGGAUAUGCAGGACCCCGGCCUCAGGGCAUGGGUAUGCAGGGCAUGAAAAGACCGUACCCAGGGGAGCCAAACUAUGGUGGGCAGCAGUAUGGACCAAACAACCAGUUCCCCAACCAGCAGGGGCAGUACCCCACACCCAACACCUCUAGGCCACUGCCGUCCCCCAACUACCCCAGCCAGAGGAUGCCAGGACAGCAGCUACAGGGUCAAUACCCGCCUCCAAGCGGUGCCAUGGGCCAGUACUAUAAGCAAGAGCCACCUUUUAAUGGCCAAACAAAUAACUUCUCCGGGAGUGGAUAUCAGUACAGCCAGGGUAAUAUGAAUGGGCCGCCCAGACCAGUGGGUAAUUACCCUCACUCCCCAGUGCCGGGCAACCCCACCCCUCCAAUGACCCCAGGAAGUAACAUCCCUCCAUACCUGUCACCAAACCAGGAUGUGAAGCCACCCUUCCCUCCUGACAUCAAACCAAAUAUCACCGCACUCCCUCCCCCUCCAGCAAACCACAACGAGGAGCUGCGUCUGACUUUCCCUGUGCGAGACGGGGUAGUCCUAGAGCCCUUUAGGCUAGAGCAUAACCUGGCAGUCAGCAACCACGUCUUCCACUUACGGCCCUCUGUACAUCAGACGCUCAUGUGGAGAUCGGACCUGGAGCUGCAGUUCAAGUGCUACCACCACGAAGACCGUCAGAUGAACACCAACUGGCCGGCGUCGGUCCAAGUCAGCGUAAACGCCACGCCGCUGACCAUCGAGCGGGGUGACAAUAAGACCUCCCACAAACCCCUGCACUUGAAACACGUGUGCCAGCCAGGAAGGAACACAAUCCAGAUCACAGUCACUGCCUGCUGCUGUUCGCACUUAUUUGUGCUGCAGCUGGUCCACAGGCCCUCGGUUCGCUCUGUCCUCCAGGGCUUACUGAAGAAGAGGCUUCUUCCUGCAGAGCAUUGCAUCACCAAAGUUAAGAGGAACUUUAGCAGCGUAGCAGCAUCAUCGGGCAACGCAACGCUCAAUGGAGAGGAUGGCGUGGAGCAGACGGCCAUUAAGGUUUCCCUCAAAUGUCCAAUCACCUUCCGGCGAAUACAGCUUCCAGCAAGAGGCCACGACUGUAAACACGUUCAGUGUUUUGAUUUAGAAUCAUAUUUACAACUGAACUGUGAGAGGGGGACAUGGCGAUGUCCUGUAUGCAAUAAAACAGCGUUGUUAGAGGGACUCGAAGUGGACCAGUACAUGUGGGGAAUCUUGAACGCCAUUCAGAACUCGGAGUUUGAGGAGGUCACCAUUGACCCGACAUGUAGUUGGCGGCCAGUGGCUAUUAAAUCUGAUAUCCACAUCAAGGAGGAUCCAGAUGGACCACUAGCCAAGAGGUUUAAGACGAUGAGUCCCAGCCAGAUGAUCAUGCCUAAUGUGAUGGAAAUGAUAGCUCAGCUCGGCCCCGGACCAUCACCAUACCCAUUGCUAUCUUCUCAGCAAGGGGGCAACAACAGUGAAUACGGCAGCCAAGGCAACAGUUUCCAGGGGCACGGGAACUUUGACUUCCCUCACGUCACUCCAGGUGGUACGUCGAUGAAUGAUUUCAUGCACGGUCCCCAGUUGUCUCAUCCACCUGACAUGCCCAACAGCCUGAUGACCCAAGACAAGCCACUCUCCCACAACAUGCCUGACUCUAUACCUCACUCUGCCAGCAAUGACCAGUCGCAUGGUCCAUUGCAGCAGAGCUUACAUGCGUCUCCACACCCUGGGAGCCAAUCAGGGCAACAGCUACACCACAGCGGGCCUCCUCAGCCGUCACGACAAGCUCUGCCUCCUCAGCAACAGCAGCAGCAGCAACAACAGCAGCAACAGCAGCCCGGCCCCAACAACCAUCCCCACGGUGACCUGGCCUUCAACCCCUCCAGCAGUUUGGACAGCCAAACAGGGUCGGACAUGCCUGAGCCAUCUUUAGACCUUCUUCCAGAGCUCGCUAACCCAGAUGAGCUGUUGUCGUACUUGGAUCCACCAGACCUCCCCAGCAAUAGCAAUGACGACCUUCUAUCGCUCUUCGAAAACAACUGAGGCGAUUCAGAUACACACAUAAACUUUUCUGAAAGUUCUGCCUACAGUUUGCCUGAGAACACAGGGCAGUCACUCAGUACUUGAUAAACACAAAGAUGCACUCCCUUUCUCUUCUUCCUCUUGUACAGUUUUCAUUGGCCAGCGCAGAUUGACUGAAAGAGCUUAAAACUCAAAGACAUGGCGGGAUGCAGUGGGGUCGCCCCGCCCUCUCACCCGGUGGCGAUACUUUUGAACUGUGCAGCUAUACUCAGUUGAUUUUUUUACGCCACACACAGGUGUAUGUGUGCACAUUAGGAACGUGUUGUAGCAUUUUUUUAAUUUGUGUUUUGUUUCCUUCAGAGAAGAAAAAAGGAACUCACUGUAUAAAAGAGAAAAAAUAACUGCGCUAUCUGGCCAGUCUGCAUUAUGUCCAUAUUGUUAUUCCAAUCUGAGAAGCCACAGCUUCCUGGUGUCACAGCUCCAUUCCCUGACUGGUCUGGUUAAUCGCACUGUUUUUGUCCAUCACACAUCAUUUAAAAGCACAAAGAGAUUUUGGCAAUGCAAAAAAAAACAAAAACUGUCUUUACGGAAGAAAAACAAUGAUCAAUUAGAUCAGCGUAUGUCUGUCCUUGUCUAAAUGUUUUUUAAAAGAUUUUUUGCUCUUCUGCCAACAUUUUAAAACAAUUUUUGGGAAUGAUCAGCUUCCACUUUUUCCACAAUUUGAUACAUACAUAUUUUUGUCAAAAAGAGAUACCCCUGCUUUUCAGUCCUAUGACGGCUGAUAGCUGGAACGGAGAAGAUUUUGGCCCCACUAAAAGAAAAAUGAUCCUCCCAUAUAGAGGAGUGAUUUUAAUGGAAACGAAAGGUACAAUAUGAGAGAUUGGAGUUCCUGUAACGACCCCGUUGCGUUUAUUGCUUCCUGCUGUAGCUCCUUCCAUGCCGUCUGCUCCGCAUGAGCCCCCGGUGUCACUCGUGUCAGAAUCUGUGCAACGUUGCAUCUCUCUACCUGUUAAAUGAUGUGCUGUUUAAGUAGUCUACAAAGUGCAUGUGUGCCAAGCCCUUGUCUAGUGCUGUUCCAAGUGAUAAAAAGAAAAAAAAGAUAGUGUGGUUUUUAUCAGUUGCUGUUUUCAACAGCUCUUUUCUUUGUAUGUUUGUUUUUGAUUUCUGUCAGAUUUAGUAUGAUUUAUUUAACACUAACUUUGAAGGGAUAAUGCUGAUGUCAGCGAUACAUUUGUCAUGUAUUUGCUGGAUAUACUGUGUUAUGUUUGUUUCUUUCCUUGUUUAUGUUGCUGCAUAAUUAAACUAUCCAUACAUUUGAGAAACUGCUCAGCAUCACCAAAGUUAGAGGGAUGAGAACGGAGACAUUUGUGUUUGCUUGGUCCUGUGUGACUGUGAGUGUGUGUGUGUGUAGGGGUGUGUGUGUGUGUGCGUUUCUAUUAGUGUGAUAGGAGGUAAUAUUGAUUUCAAAGAUAUAGGGGAGGACAAAUACAGUUUAUCCAUCACUGCUGUCCAAGAAGUGGUUUCUUAAAGCAGUAUUGGUGCAGACCUUUUGCCACAUUUGUUUUCCAUUUCACUUUUUGAGAAGAGUGCUGUUCAGUAUGCAAAUGUAUUAUUUUUUAAGAAAUGCUAUUUUACUGUAAAUAUCAUUGUGAAUAUUUUUGUAUCAUCUUGAUAAUGUUUGUCCGUUGAUCAUUAGUCGUCCAACCUAACCACGUAUGCUCCCAAACUCCCAUCUAACCACUGACUUUGUUUGUAACCAGCAUACGACACCUGUCUCGCCUUCCCAAUGUGGGGAAGUCAGUCCAAAUGUCUCAUAAGCUAUUUCCUGCAGGUCAUUGUGCUUUCUAGUCACUUUCCUCCCAGUGCACUCUGUCUCACACCUGUCAUUUGUAGACAGGUGUCCCAUUUUUAUGUGCGCCCUCCCCCCUUCUAUGUAUCAGCUCAAGGUGAUUGCAUAAUUUCAGUUUCCAGAUGUCAAGCUCAGUUUUCUUUCACGCUCAGAUGUAUUUGACUGAAAAUGAUCAAUGUUGUCUAUUAAUGAAUUUGCAUUAACAUUUUAUCAGUGAUACUGAACAGUAACGGUUUUAAAAGAUGUGGUAUCCGUUGGCUUUGAGUGUAAUUAGUGGGCUAUGUGAAUACCAUAAUUGUUGCUAAUUGUCAAUACACAGUGGUAUUUUAAAGAUAUAUCACAACCAUAUUUUAAAGAAAUCCAUAAUAUUGUUUAUAUUUUUGUUAUAGAAAAUGUGGCUUUUUUAAAAGCACGAGACCAUAUACAUUUUUAUCCCGUUUUGUUUUGGUAAAUUAUUUUGUACUGGUUUUCUUAUUAAUCUGUAAGGCUAGAAAUCCAAUUUCUUUCAACCGUAGCAUUGUGCUGAUUUAACCGCCCUGGUUUUAUGUAAACAUUAUUUUCAAGAAAUAUUAUUUGUUCCAUUUCGGCACACUGACAUGUUGUUUCAUAUUUAUGUCACAAAGAGACAUCUAAUCAAAUAAUUCCUUUUUUUUAAAGACACACUGCCACAUUUUUAUUUAUACUAUCUGAAUUGAAACUUUUGAUCAAUCCCAUGGAAGUCGUUAUUAUUUCAUAUUUUGUUCUCACUUUCAAGUGAGCAACUGUGGUGUAUAAGGUAGCACCUCAAAUCUGUAGUUGCACAAUCACAAUAAAUGGCCAUUUCUCUGG